AUGGAAGAUCUCAAGGGGCAACACAGGGAUUACUGGUGGAAGUAUGGGAGUAGUCCGUUCAAAGACGAACAUAACCAAUCGAAUAAGAGACGGAGGAUUGGUCAAGAGGGAGAUGGUGGUGAUGCUGUUGAAGGUAGUGGAGACAAUGGUAAUAACAAUGAUGGUGGUAAGACUGAUCAGUAUGCGAAUAGUAAUUGUGGGAGUUGUAUGUAUGGUUGCAAAGCUAAAGCUAUGGCGCUUACCAAGUAUUGUCAGCUUCAUAUUCUCAAGGAUAGUAAGCAGAAGCUCUACACGGGUUGUACUAACGUUAUAAAACGAUUGUGUGAAGUAGUGAGCCAAACCCGAGAGAGGUUUCUUGUUUUAAUUCGUGUUUGCAAAAAGGAUUUGGGAUUGUCACUUAGCUCCGUUUCAAGAGCUCCAGCAGGACCAUUACUUUGUGGAAAACCAACACUAGCGUCGACUGUUCCUGCACUGUGCAAUAUGCACUUCCAGAAAUCCCAAAAGCUUGUUACGAAAGCUCUAAAGGAUGCAGGUCACAAUGCCUCUACAACAAGCAAGCCUCCUCCAAAGCUUCAUGUUAUAGUAGCUGCAUUUGUGCAUCAUAUUCAAGCAAAAAGAAAAAAUCCACAGAAGGAGGGUAAACUUAAAAGUGUUGUAAAAGAAGAAAAUACAAGCUGA
Camelina sativa (false flax) is the source of this 678-nucleotide messenger RNA. Lineage: Eukaryota; Viridiplantae; Streptophyta; Magnoliopsida; Brassicales; Brassicaceae. The record is from RefSeq and is a predicted model, not a curated record.